Colletotrichum lupini is the source of this 1389-nucleotide messenger RNA. RefSeq lists its product as uncharacterized. The transcript has 8 exons. Bases 1 to 1389 code for a protein of 462 amino acids. Gene Ontology annotation, biological process: DNA-templated transcription; regulation of transcription by RNA polymerase II. Gene Ontology annotation, molecular function: DNA-binding transcription factor activity, RNA polymerase II-specific; RNA polymerase II cis-regulatory region sequence-specific DNA binding; zinc ion binding. Gene Ontology annotation, cellular component: chromatin. NCBI's taxonomy places the organism in Eukaryota, Fungi, Ascomycota, Sordariomycetes, Glomerellales, Glomerellaceae. The record is from RefSeq and is a predicted model, not a curated record.
AUGAGUCGACAACGAGACAACGCCCGUUCGUCUCCACGAGAGACGAAGAAGUCGGCCUUUAGGCGGGGAGUUAGAAGCUUGAAGAUGGCCAAGCACAGCCGGGGCGCCCGCGUCCACAUACGUGCACCUAUUGCCAGAAAACAUUUAUCAGGGCGGAGCAUCUCAUACGACACGUUGCGUCACAUGAGAACCGAAAGCCUUUCAAAUGUCUGCCCUGCGGCGCUAGUUUUGGCAGGACAGAUGUUCUACGUCGACAUCAAAAGAAAACAUGAUCCUCGAAAGUCACUAGACAAUAUUUUGAUAGAUCUCAAUGAUGUGGAGAAUUCGGGUGUGACCACUGGUCUCAUUGACAGCCAAACAGACGAGAUCAGUACUGCGAACCUGGGUGUUCCUCAGUGCGGUGGAUUCAGUGAUGAUUCUAUCGUUGUUCGCCAAUCAGGAGAUGAAGAUACAGCCGAGUCUGAGUUGAGCUCGCCCCAAUCGAAUGUAGAUCAGAGUGCUACAAUAGGCAAGGCCGAUCUUGCUCUGGAUACCACUAUCGCCGCUCAGCAAGUUGACGAAACAGGUCGACUCAGCCAAGAAGCCUCUCUAGAGAACACUGAAUCCACCACAUCUGAGAACAAUCCUGGCUCGGGGGCACAGCAUGUCAAUCUCUCCGACUUUCUGGUGCUCGGAGACUCAUUCAUAUCUGAGAUCCACCCAGACGAUUUCGAUUUGAGGGGCGUCACAGACUUGAUGUUUGACUUCAAUACCAACACCAUCAUCUCACCCCCUUCUGCAGAGACAUGCAUCCUCUUAGAUCCAAGUCGACGUGUAAGACCAGUCUCGCUAUUCUUCGACGCUCCCGAAAGCCUACCUCAGUACCAAUCUUCCUAUGACACACCUCAUCUGUUCAGUUGCUCGGAUGACGAUGCCAUUGCAGUCAACAACGCUUUCUCCAAGGCAAAGGGCACUACAAUUAGCACUUCAGACUCAAUCUGUCUCAGUCGCAAUCAGAUUUCACGUUGGAUCAACGCGUACUUCGAACACUUUGACAUACAUACGCCCAUAGUGCAUCGGCCGACUUUCAUCCUUUCAACUACUCCAGCAUCUUUGCUUUUGGGCAUGCUGGCCAUCGGUGGCUGCAUUUUAUCAGAGCAUGGUCCUGCUUCUAAGGCCUAUGAGGCUUCCUGCCAUCUCCUAGCUCAGUACGAGCAAGACCUCUUGCAAAGCUCUAUCUCAGAUUUGUGGCCAAUACAGACUGCCCUAUUGUGCAUUCAGUUUGGGGCCUUUUCAGCCAACCCCUGGUAUGCGCGACAAGCGCAACGACAGUUCUCGCUUGUAACAGAUUUACUGCGCGCAGUAGAAGUUCAAGUUCGCGGAGUCCAGUCAGCUCAAGACCCUGAUUAG